Aspergillus melleus is the source of this 2043-nucleotide messenger RNA. RefSeq lists its product as uncharacterized. The record is from RefSeq and is a predicted model, not a curated record. The transcript has 5 exons. The coding region runs from base 1058 to 2032 and encodes 324 amino acids. Gene Ontology annotation, molecular function: glyoxylate reductase (NADPH) activity; NAD binding; hydroxypyruvate reductase [NAD(P)H] activity. NCBI's taxonomy places the organism in Eukaryota, Fungi, Ascomycota, Eurotiomycetes, Eurotiales, Aspergillaceae. Gene Ontology annotation, cellular component: cytosol.
AAAAGCUUCAUACCAUUAUGGAAACCUGUGACAAUCUCACGACUCUCCAUUGUAUGAUAUUGUUAGUCCUUUAUUCAAUGCUAAGCCCUUGUGGAGGAUCUACUUGGCAUCUCCUCGGGCUCGCAAUGAAUAAAUCUAUCUUGCUUAGGCUCCACAAAGAACCAAACACAGAAUCCGGCAUAUCGGCUGAAGAGAUAAACCGCAGGAGAAACAUCUUCUGGACUCUCUACACAAUUGAUCGGAUACUGGGGUGUGUGAUGGACCGGCCAUUUAGUAUCCAAGAUGACGAUAUAUCCCUCAAGUCUCCAAACAUUGGCGCCACUCCUGAUGGCGCAUUUGGCUACUAUGUAGUUAUGCACGCUAGGUUGAUGUCGUGCAUGCGUAGCUCUCCACAUCAACGCCCAGUCUUCUAUUAUACCAAUAUUUGUCACUGGCGACAUAUCCUCACAUCCUCGAAGGAAACCCCCAACACAGGCGUUAUUUCGUCCGUCUCUGUCAAACAACUCACAUGCAGGGCCUUGAUCCAGCUUGUCAAGCUUGGCGGCUUUAUAAGUUCCAGAGACAGUGCGAUGGGCGACGGCCAGACGAUCAAACAGGAUGCAAUCUCAACCUGCCAGGCAUACAUAAAUGAGGAGUAUCGUCGAUCAGAGCAAGGGUUGUUCUCUGGGUCGUUCAUUCUUGGCCUCGACAUUUUCUCCGCAGGCGUAAUCGGAAUCUUGCUUCCAUUGACAUCAUUGUUAAGGGCGCCUUCUCUGGAUCCCAAUCUCGCUAAUAAGUGUACUGCGUUGCUGACAAUACUUGGAGAGCGAUUCACGUCUCUCAAAGCGCUGUGCAGAGUUCUUUGGGCUUUGUCGAAUGUUACUUCGCAAGGCUGGAUUGACGAGUCGAUACUCGAUGACUUUCCAGAAAUUGUUCCCGACGGAAUAUACAUGAUGAUUGUGGAAUUUCUCCGAAAGGCGCGUCUCCGUAGCUGACUCGUUUCGGACGUCCGUCGGACAGAUUCCGGACCACUAUCCGACGAUCGUGAUCGCAUCUCUUGAGUCACUCUGCAAUCAUCAUGGCACCCGGAAUCGUCGAAGCCCCUUCCUCGGCUGGUCGGUCGACCGACAGCUCUAAGCCUACCGUCUACGCCCUUGACACAUUUCAUCCCACAGCCAUAUCACACGCCGAAACACUCUUCAACGUUAUUCACCCCCAUGACGAGGAAUUCGAAAAUUGGAGACAAAAUGCCAGGGCCUUGCUCGUGCGGGGCUCCUACGUCACGGCCAACGAUAUCGCCAGCUGCCCGAAUUUGGUCGCCAUCGGCAAGCAAGGCGUCGGUAUUGAUAAAAUCAACCAAGAAGCUUGCACAGCGCGAAACAUCAAGAUCCUCAACACACCCGGAGCCAAUGCCCGCGACGUUGCCGAGCUCGUCGUUGCCCUUGCCCUGUCCGUGGCACGAGGCAUCCGGUCGAUCACUACCCGCCAGAUGGUCAAGCCGGUACCAAAGGAGACCUGCAAUGGGUUGACUUUGUAUCAAAGGACUGUCGGGAUCAUCGGCAUGGGCAACAUCGGAAAGAACGUGGCGGCUAUCUUUCGGGGCGGGUUUGACGCUAAGAUCAUUGCUUAUGAUGCAUAUAUGCCGGAUAAUGCUUGGCCACAUAUCCCUCAUACCAGAGCGACGAGCAUCGACGAAGUCCUGGCCAGCGCCGAUAUUUUGUCUUUACACGUUCCUCUCACCGAUGAGACUCGAAACAUGAUCUCUUACUCACAACUUCGGAGCAUGAAGUCCGACGCCAUUGUGAUUAAUGCGGCUAGAGGCGGGAUUGUCAACGAGGCAGAUCUGACGAGGGUGUUGUCGGAAGGACAUUUAUGGGGCGCGGGUCUCGACUGCCACGAGCAAGAACCACCAAGUCAUGAGAAGUAUGGCGCUCUGUGGGAGAAUCUGAAUGUUAUCAGCACGCCGCAUAUCGGGGCCGCAACCACGCGAGCGCAAGUCGCAAGCGCCACGGCGGCCGUGGACAACCUGUAUCAUUACUUGGCUGAGCUGUGAAUUUCUUUCUG